This is a messenger RNA of Lactuca saligna, 882 nucleotides long. NCBI's taxonomy places the organism in Eukaryota, Viridiplantae, Streptophyta, Magnoliopsida, Asterales, Asteraceae. The record is from the annotation of a GenBank genome assembly.
AUGCGUUGGGUACGAUUUUACAAGCUGAUUUUGCAGGAUACAGGAAGGUGGAACGAUGGUUUUCUCUUUCCACUCACCACAUGCUGUUCAUUUGAAAACAUCUCCUUCACCGAUCAAUCUUCAUUUGUCAUCAUGCUCACCGCGAAGCAUGACCAAAACUUGAUUCUUGAUCUUGAUUCAUCAUGUUACAGUGAAGCUCUUAGGCCGAUGAUUGAAUGCCUAAAGUUCACGCCACUGACUCAGGCGUUAACAAUGGAGGAAUCUGUUCCACUAGUUCAUCUCUUGAAGGCAUAUUCUUCUGCUAUCUACAACAAAGCAGAAGAUAUCAUCCACUUUGAGGUUGUUUAUCACAAUACCUCCAUCACUAAGCCCCAUUUCAGCAAACUUCUAGGGCUCACUUUACCAAAAGUUAAUGUGGAUCCAGAGUCGAUUCACACUAUUGUUCAAGAGUUUCUCCAAGAGGGUUGCAGUGGUGCCCUAGGCCACUUCAAAGUUCCCUUGAUGACUGAUUCGGUAAUGGCGGCCAUUCCAACACUCCAAACGUCCACAUUUUUUAUGCCGGAUCCAAGAAAUUUCACUUUUGUUGGCUCAAUUCCGGAUGCUAUGUUGGAAAAGGUUCCUCUCAAAAGUGCCAUAGUGAGAAAGGACUCAAAAUGUCGAUUCCUUGGAUGGUUUGAUCCUCCAAUAUGUGAUCGUGCUAAGGCUAUCAUCCCUAGUCUACUAAAGAGCAUGAAUAAUUUGAAGCUUUCAGUGAAAGAGUUAGAAGAUGAAAUUCAGAAUUUGAGGUUUUACCUGAAGAUGGUAGUGAAAGAAUUAGAAGAUGAAGUUUGUAAAUUGAAGUUCUACUUGUGGUGCAGUUGGAUUUUUUUUCUUGUUUUCUAG